Molecule: messenger RNA, 774 nt
Organism: Glycine soja
Lineage: Eukaryota; Viridiplantae; Streptophyta; Magnoliopsida; Fabales; Fabaceae
Exons: 1
Coding region: 1-774 (257 amino acids)
Source: RefSeq, a predicted model, not a curated record
AUGAGGAAGAGAAAAAGACAGAGUGAGUUGGCCAGAGAAAGGAAGAAUGAGGUUGUUCCAUGUACAGGGAAGGAAGCACCAUACCUUUUGGUACCAUCCAAGAAAGACAAGGAACGACACUUUGCAUGUUUCCUUAAUAUCUUCAAGAAAUUGGAGAUAACUAUCCCAUUUGGAGAAGCCUUGCAACAAAUAUCACUCUACUCCAAGUUUCUUAAAGAUCUGCUGACCAAGAAGGGCAAAUAUAUUCACAGUGAUAACAUUGUGGUGGAGGGAAAUUGCAAUGUUGUUAUCCAGAGAAUUCUUCCACCAAAACACAAGGAUCCAGGGAGUGUCACAAUCCCUUGCUCGAUUGGUGGGGUGUCAGUUGGAAAAACCCUUAUUGACUUAGGGGCCAACAUUAAUUUGAUGCCUCUAUCCAUGUGUAGAAGGAUUAGAGAGCUGGAAAUCAUGCCAACAAGAAUGACAUUGCAACUGGCAAAUCGGUCAAUUACAAGGUUGUAUGGCGUAGUUGAAGACGUAUUGGUCAAAGUGUGGCAAUUUACUUUCCUUGUAGACUUCGUGAUUAUGGACAUUGAAGAAAAUGCUGAAAUCUCGUUGAUUUUAGGCCGUCCCUUCAUGUUAACAGCCAAUUGUGUGGUAGAUAUGGGGAAAGGUAAUCUUGAAAUGAGUGUGGAUGACCAGAAGGUCACAUUUGAUUUGUUUGAUGCAGCAAAGCACUCAAUUGACCAAAAUAUUUGUUCUAAGAUGGAUGAGAUUGAGAAUGGGAUAGCUUAG